Molecule: messenger RNA, 270 nt
Organism: Mesocestoides corti
Lineage: Eukaryota; Metazoa; Platyhelminthes; Cestoda; Cyclophyllidea; Mesocestoididae
Source: the annotation of a GenBank genome assembly
AUGGUUGUAGGUAAAAAGCCUACUUUGUCGAAAAUAGUGCAAUACUAUUUGAAAAAAAACGGAAUUUUUGAUGACGGUAUGGUGUGGGGAUGGACAAGUCUACUGGGCUGUGCAAUAAAUCGUUGUGACAACCUACAAACUAAUCCACGCAAGUGUGUCUAUUUUCCUGAUGGAAACUAUCGUACUGCAAAGCCGUAUACUGAAGGCCCCAGCUGUAGUCGGUGUUCGAGCGAACAUCGUUGUAAUCGAAACCAAUGUUCGAGAUAUUGA